Maudiozyma barnettii is the source of this 3615-nucleotide messenger RNA. RefSeq names its product sphingolipid transporter (gene NCR1). Gene Ontology annotation, cellular component: membrane. The record is from RefSeq and is a predicted model, not a curated record. NCBI's taxonomy places the organism in Eukaryota, Fungi, Ascomycota, Saccharomycetes, Saccharomycetales, Saccharomycetaceae. The transcript has a single exon. Bases 1 to 3615 code for a protein of 1204 amino acids.
AUGUUCAUAUCUAUAAUGUUGCUACUGCAACUUUCGGUACUAUAUGUGCAGGCCCAGCAAUGUGCGAUGUACGGUAAUUGUGGUAAGAAGAGUAUGUUUGGUGGUGAAUUACCAUGUCCAGUUACAGAUUUAGAAUUUAGUGCACCGGCCAUAUCUGAUGAUAUACGGCAGAUAUUGGUCGAUCUAUGUGGUGAUGAAUGGAAGAACAUAGAUAAUGUUUGUUGCACCAAGGACCAGGUAGUGAGUCUUCGUGAUAAUUUGGAGAAGGCUUCACCUUUGAUACAGUCAUGUCCUGCAUGUGUUCAAAAUUUCAACAACUUAUUCUGUAAGUUUACAUGUUCACCUGAGCAGGGCUCAUUUGUUAAUGUCACAGAUACAGCAAUAUCCCAAACCAAUAAGGUAGUGGUGAAUGAACUGAGUGUUUUUAUAGAUGAUUCGUGGGCUUCUUCAUUUUAUGACUCUUGUAAGAAUGUUAAAUUUUCCGCUACGAAUGGUUAUGCAAUGGAUUUAUUGGGUGGUGGCGCUAAGAAUUAUUCCCAAUUUUUGAAAUUUCUUGGCGAUGCAAAACCAAUGCUAGGAGGUUCUCCAUUUCAAAUUAAUUAUAAAUACAAAAAUGCUGAUGACUUUAUUACUUUUAAUGAUACAGUGUACGCAUGUAACGAUCCCGAAUAUAAAUGUGCCUGUCCAGAUUGUGAGGAAACGUGCCCAAUUUUGGAGCCUUUGAAAUCUAGUGUUUGCGAAAUAGGAGGAGUUUCUUGCUAUAAUAUCGGAAUAGGAACUUUCUUCUUAACAUUAUUUGUUUUAUCAUUAUUAUUAAGUGGUGCUUAUACUGGUGCUAAAUAUGGUCUAAAUUCAGCACAAUCAAAUAUUGAUAUUGUUGAUAAUGGAGACGAACCUGGAACGACUUCCCAGGAAAUUGACGGUAAUCAAAAUCCACAGUCUGAAAUAAUUCAAAAACAUAGUAUAAAUGAUAAAAUUGCUUCUUGUGCACAAAACAUUGCUAAAAUAGCAAUCAUACAUCCACUAACUAUAAUAUGGACUGCAGUUUCGGUUGUCAUAAUGUGUGGUGUACUGCUAAUAAUGUUUGGAAAAUUGGAGACAAAUCCAAUAAAAUUAUGGGUAAGUGAAAGUUCACCUCAAUAUCAGGAGAAAGUAUAUUUUGAUGAAAAUUUUGGACCAUUUUAUAGAACAGAACAAAUAUUUGUUGUAAAUGAAACAGGUCCAGUACUUUCGUAUGAUACGUUGAAAUGGUGGUUCCAGAUUGAAAAGAACAUUACAGAAACAUUUUUAUCUACUGAUAAUACUACUACUUAUCAAGAUCUAUGUUUUAGAGCAACUAGUGAUUCCCCAUGUGUCAUUGAAUCCUUUACCCAAUACUUUCAAGGGAGACUUCCGGAAGAGGCAUCUUGGAAGAGGGCACUGAAGAUGUGUACAGAUUCUCCGGUAAAUUGUCUGCCGACAUUCCAGCAACCCUUACGAACCAACCUAUUAUUCAGCAACCCUGAAAAUGUAUUCAACUCAAGUGCUUUUGUUGUUACAUUACUCGUUGAUGAUCAUACUUCUAAAGCCACACAAUGGGAAUAUGCAUUAGAGAAGUAUUUAGUUUAUUUACGAACCAAUGCACCUGAAGGGUUAAGAAUUAGCUUUAGCACUGAGAUUUCUUUGGAGAAAGAGUUAAAUGGGAACAAUGAUGUCAUCAUUGUUAUUAUAUCUUACCUGGUUAUGUUCAGUUACACAUGUUUUGGUCUAAGGAGAAAGAGCGCACCAAUUGGGAAUCAUCAUAGAAUAAUGUUAGGUAUUACAGGUAUUUGUAUUGUUGUGUCUUCUAUUAUUUGUGCCGCUGGUAUAUUAUCAGUUUUUGGAGUUAAAUCAACAUUGAUCAUUGCAGAGGUAAUUCCAUUUUUAAUACUAGCUAUUGGUGUCGAUAAUAUAUUUUUAAUUACUGAAGAAUAUGAUAGAAUUACUUUUUUGAAACCCCUAGAAGAGACUGAAGAGAGAAUUUUAGAGGCUGUGAGUAACAUUUCGCCCUCAAUUUUUAUGUCAUUUGUUUGUCAAUCAGGUUGUUUCCUUUUGGCAGCCUUUGUACCUAUGCCUGCAGUCAGAAAUUUUGCUCUUUAUUCUGCCUUGGCUGAUUUAAAUCUGAUUAUCUUUUUGAUUGUUUAUAUUGCUGUAUUGUCGAUAUAUGAAAACAAAUUCAGAGCGUUACAACCUAUACCUUCGAGAGCUAACAAUACGGAUGAGAUUGAACCUAUUACCCCAGAACCGACGAAAUCAUAUUUCCUAACUCAUUACUUAGAGUUUAUUGACACAUAUCGUAGAUCUUUAUUAAUUGGAUUUAUGAUUGUUUUCAUAUUGUCCACUAUUUUUUUACCGUCACUACGAUUAGGACUUGACCAAAAAUUGGCAGUACCGCAAGAUUCUUAUUUGAUUGAUUAUUUUAAUGAUAUCUAUACAUAUUUCCAAGCAGGUCCUCCUGUGUAUUUUGUGGUUAGAGGUCUUGAUCUAACGAAACGUUCUGAACAAGUCAAAGUUUGUGGUAGGUUUACUAAAUGUAAAGAGUUAUCGUUGGCUAACUUUUUGGAACAAGAGCGUAAGAGAUCGACUAUUGUAGAACCUGUAGCAAAUUGGUUUGAUGAUUAUAUGAUGUUCAUGUCUCCAAAAUUAGAGAGUUGCUGUCGAGUGAAAAAGAAUUCACUUGAAGAAAUGUGUCCUCCAACAUGGUCACCUCGUCGUUGUGAAACAUGUCUUGCAGGUCAGGAAUAUAAAUACGAUAUGACAGGAUUCCCGGAGGGAGAUUCAUUUAUUGAAUAUAUGAAGAUAUGGUUAUCUACACCUAGUGAUGAGUGUGCUCUUGCUGGUGAAGCUCCAUACUCUAGAUCGGUUGUUUAUGACGAUAUCACUGUGAAGUCAUCUGUAUUCAGAUCUGCACAUAAACCUCUUAGAUCACAGAGUGAUUUUAUCGACGCUUACAAUGAUGCCGUAAGAAUUACACAAGAAUUAAGAGAAGGAGAAUUAGAUUUGGAUGUAUUUGCAUAUUCUCCAUUUUAUAUUUUCUUUGUUCAAUAUGCUACCAUAGUAGAGAUGACCAUAAAAUUGUUGUGUGGUGCGUUGUUAUUAAUCCUAGUCAUGUCUUCAAUUCUAUUAGAAUCGAUUGCAUUGGGUGUUACUCUAACUUCCAUAGUAGUAAUGAUCAUGUCUAGUAUCCUAUUAGGAAUGGUCAUUGUAGGAAUUGAUUUAAAUGCCGUGACACUUGUGAAUCUAGUGAUAUGUGUCGGUCUGGCAGUUGAAUUUUGUAUUCAUAUUGUACGUGCAUAUAGUAUCCAACAAUCCAACACUGUUGACUCAUGGACCACUAUGGAAAAAGUGAUGGGUACAGUUGGUGGAUCUGUGUUUAGUGGGAUUGCAAUGACGAAAUUCUUAGGGGUGUGUGUUCUUGCAUUUGCACAGUCUCGAAUCUUCCGUGUUUUCUACUUUGGAAUGUGGAUGAUUUUAAUAUUGGUUGCAUCUUUACAUGCAUUUAUUUUCUUACCUUUAGUGUUGUCAUUUUCUUGGGAUGAUUUAGGAUAUCCAUGGAACAGGAAUAAAACGUUAGAAAUACAGGGGACUGAUCAAUAA